Molecule: messenger RNA, 5114 nt
Organism: Anarrhichthys ocellatus (wolf-eel)
Lineage: Eukaryota; Metazoa; Chordata; Actinopteri; Perciformes; Anarhichadidae
Gene: drd2a
Product: dopamine receptor D2a
Exons: 9
Coding region: 579-1991 (470 amino acids)
Biological process (GO): negative regulation of cytosolic calcium ion concentration; negative regulation of synaptic transmission, glutamatergic; adenylate cyclase-inhibiting dopamine receptor signaling pathway
Cellular component (GO): glutamatergic synapse; plasma membrane; presynaptic membrane
Molecular function (GO): G protein-coupled receptor activity; dopamine neurotransmitter receptor activity, coupled via Gi/Go
Source: RefSeq, a predicted model, not a curated record
ACGUGAGGCAACCAGAAGGUGAUACUAUAAAGUCUCCCCUGUGCAUGUUGACAGUAAAGGAAAUAUACGUCUCUGCUAGGGUUUAAACAGAUGUAACCCCGCCUAGAUUUUCCUCAGUUCUUUAUAGUCGCCGCGUCUCCUUCCUCCGUCAGUACCGAAGGUAACUCCGUGCGUAAAGCUCCUGGAAACCAUACGGACACCGUAGCCUACAGUUUCAACCUCUACCACCCUUCUCAAAAGACUGAAACGGAAGAAAAUCAUUUGAGGUUUCCGCUGAACAGCCGGAAAACAUUUAGUGAUUGAAAUCAGAUUUUUAUCUAUUUUUUUUACUUCUGUGUAUUUUCCUGCUCGCAAACAUUCUGUCCUGAUGCCUCGCCCCCGAGCCGCUGCACCGACUCGGUUAAAUUAUAAAGAGUAAACAAUGUGCAAAGCGAAUUACACCGUAGGAACUAUUGUGGAUGCUCUUGGAUUUAACAGCCGGUACCUGUAAAAACAAAGAUUCACUCAAACUUAUGGCGUGAAGCAAAAAACGAUCUGCAUGUUGAGGGCCCGUACUUGGCCUUCGUCACUCACAGCUAAUGGAUGUCUUUACCCAGUAUGCCUACAAUGACAGUUUCAAUGACAAUGAAACAUGGAGCUUCAACAAAACAGAUCAAGAGCAGAAGCACCCUUACAACUACUAUGCCAUGCUGCUUACUCUGCUCAUCUUCGUCAUUGUCUUCGGCAACGUGCUGGUGUGCAUCGCUGUGUCCAGAGAGAAGGCCCUGCAGACCACCACCAACUACCUGAUUGUCAGCCUUGCUGUUGCUGACCUCCUGGUGGCCACACUGGUUAUGCCCUGGGUUGUCUACUUAGAGGUAGUGGGAGAGUGGCGCUUUAGCAAGAUCCACUGUGACAUCUUUGUCACUUUCGAUGUGAUGAUGUGCACAGCCAGCAUCUUCAAUCUCUGUGCAAUCAGCAUUGAUCGUUACACAGCAGUUGCAAUGCCAAUGCUGUACAAUACUCGCUACAGCUCCAGGAGAAGGGUCACAGUAAUGAUCUCUGUGGUGUGGGUACUAUCUUUCGCCAUAUCAUGCCCCCUAUUGUUUGGCCUAAAUAACACAGCUACACGUGAUGAGUCUCUCUGUGCGAUCGCCAAUCCGGCCUUCGUGGUAUACUCCUCCAUAGUGUCCUUCUAUGUUCCCUUCAUCAUCACUCUGCUGGUGUAUGUGCAAAUUUAUGUGGUACUGAGAAAGCGCAGGAAACGUGUCAACACCAAACCGAAGCAGCGCGUCUCUCAGGCUGCCCAGCCGGAUGGGGCCACUUCGCUGAAGGAUAAGUGCACUCAUCCAGAGGAUGUGAGGUUGUGCACCAUGAUUGUUAAAUCUAAUGGGAGUUUUCCUGUCAACAAGAAGAAAGUGAUAUUCAUCAAAGAUGUAGUUAAUGAGGGGGAAGAUCUGGAGCUGGAUGAGCUGAACAACAGUGGCUGCAGCCAGAAACAGAAACAGAAGCAGCAACCACAGUGUGCUCUUGGAGACACUCCGGCCACAAGCCACCAGCAACUGAUGCCCAACAAGGCCAAUGCUAGCCCCACCUCCACACCUCCCACACCUCCCGAGGAAGGCCAGGAAGCAGAAAAGAAUGGAGAUCCUACCAAGGAGGCCCUCGGGGAUCCAACACCCAUUGUUGCCAAAGCCUUCCAGACGCAGACCUUACCUAAUGGCAAGACUCAGACCUCUGUGAAAACCAUGAGCAAGAGAAAGAUUUCCCAGCAGAAGGAGAAGAAGGCCACCCAGAUGUUAGCCAUUGUCCUUGGAGUAUUCAUCAUAUGCUGGCUGCCGUUUUUCAUUACACAUAUCUUGAACACCCACUGCACAAAAUGCAAGGUUCCCGCUGAGCUGUAUAAUGCUUUCACUUGGCUGGGCUACGUGAAUAGUGCCGUAAAUCCCAUCAUAUACACCACCUUUAAUGUCGAGUUCAGGAAGGCAUUCAUUAAGAUCUUGCACUGCUAAACUGCAGCCUCACUUGUCAGACUGAGGGACUGAGGGAAGAGCGACAAAUAAAAGAAUCUCUUCUGGCAAAUACCUCAUCCUGUUAAGGAAAACUCACCACAGGCGGAAACUGCGUUCUGCUUUUUCAAGUUAUGGAGCUGAGAAAAACUGGCAGUGUCUUAUUGAAAGGCAUGUUGGCUCUAUAUGUGAAUUGUUUGUGGAGUCCCGUUCUCCAAAUCACUGAAUGUAAAACAAAAAAUGUCUGUAACAAUGACCUGUUUCAUGGAGAAAAUAAACAUGUAAAAUCAUUGUAUUUGUCACAUAAGGAGCCAUCUGUGUAUACCACACACAUACAAGUUGCAAACUGCUAUUUAUUGUGUGUAUGUACUUUACAUUUUGAUGAUGGAAAUUUACUGCAAAUCUUAUAGAUAUCAAGUCAGUGUUCAUUGCAGUGUUAAAACUGAUUCGUGAGCUCUUAAUCUUAAAACCUAUCACUGAUUGGAAUGUGUAUCAAAGACAAGAGACAAUUUACUUGCUGUAUAAUGUGGCUAUGCCAAUAUCCACAUUUUUGCAAAUUUAUGAAUUUAAAAAUCGUAUUAUUGUUAUUAUUUGCUGUACAUAAUUUUUAUUAAAACAUUAACUGUGAUUAUAUGCCUGCAAUGGGAACGUGAUGCAUGCUAUACUGCUCCUCUACUUGACUUCUCAUGAAAUGUAUGUUUAACAAAAAGUUACAAAAGAUGUCCAAUAAAUGAAGUUAUGAGACACUGGAAAGUGCCACAUGAACAUCAGUGUUUACUGUGUGUAUACAGAUACACCCAUAAAUGAUUUGACAUUGGUCUGCAGACUCUCUUAUUCCCAGGACUGGUUUGCAGUUUGAGUAAUGGUGUUUACUGGAAGUGACUCUGAGUUGUUCCAGGCCAAACUAAUGAUCUGCACUGUAUGUUGACUUUGCAGCUUCUAGAUAUAAUCAUGUGGAUGUGUGCAACCCCUAAAGCGGCUCCCAGGGGCCGAGUAAGAAUGAGGUGAACUUGGCCAAAACUCAAAUAACGGAUACAGCAAUAUAUCUUUGUGUUGUUUUGGGUGACAAGUCCUGCAUUUCAUUUCAAUUCAACAAUAAAGACAUUGGGCCUCAAUCACCAAUAUAUUCCUAAAUUUGUUCUUAAAUUUGAAAGAUCCUCUUUUCUUAAACUGCAGAGUUGUUUGUAACUGUGUUGUUAUGGUGAUGAGUCCCAUUGUCUUUGUAAAUUGAAGGCAUGAGCCAGUUAAUUUUAUUUAGCAUCAUGAGAUCAGCAUGAGACUGAAGGGUUGUGUGCACACAGAAAUUGAAUGAAAUGUUAAGAGAAUUAUGUCAAGAAUGCCAAAACGAAACUCUAAACAGGGUGGGACUCUGGACCAAAGUUUAUAAUGUUUGCUAAUUGGCAAAUUAGUAAUCCAGUAAAAAUGAUGACAAAUUCUGUUGAAAUAUAAAUAUUUAUUAUUAAUAGUUUAUGGUUCAUUUUAAAUGAUGGAAUAUAUGUGAAAAUCUGUGUGUAAAACAUCUCUCCUAUCCAGGUGCUGGGUCCCUAAAUGUAAUGGUGAUUUGCGCUUUCCAAAGAUUCACAAACAAUGUAGAAUGCUUCCUUAAAUAAAAAUAAACACUUUAACUUUAUAACAUUUAAAAAAAGACAUUUAACAACAUUUAAAACCCAAAUGGUUCGAGCCACUGACUUGGGUGUGUGUCUUGGAAGUUCCACCUUGGUAGCUAAAUCACCAAUGCUUGAAUUGACCAUGUAUGACUUGUUCCUGUAUCAGUGCUUUUAGUGAUUUUCUUUGUGAUUCUGUACAUAUGUUUGUAAUUAUUUGACUUGAUUCCUUGAUACUGUUUUGUGUUGUUCAAUUUUGUGAUAAAUUCCCGAUGUACACUGGGACUAUUUCUUCAAUGGCACACACUUGAGUCAGUAAUAGUUAAGCUCUGUGCCCGGUUUUUCAAAACGUAAUAAAAGUAAAAUUAUUUUUGGGAAGUAUUCAACAGUUAUUUGGAAAUAUUUGUGGAUAAAGGUCAACAAAUGGAAAUAAACUUUUAAAAAUAAUUCUUUACAAUCCGAUAUGUAGACACAGAGUACACUUUAGGAGUCAGAGUACACUGUCAGUGGAUGGAUAUCACCAUGUCUUGGACAGGGAGCGAUGCCAAAGUUGUGGCUGUGAAUUGCAGUCGUUCAUGAGUAGUUUACAUCACUAAUACUAAAUCGCUUAAGCGUAACAUCCGUCUUUGUGAUGACCAAAGACAGUCUACCAUUGCAUCAUUUUCUGGAGAAAAGAAAAUCCUUAUAACAGCAGGGCAAGAGCAAGCAACAACAACACAAUAUUGAAGUUCAUGUUAACAUUCACUAACAUUCACUGAGUCCAAAAAGUAACAAAAUUAAAGUUCUCACUUUUAAGGAAAUAUAUCACUCAUUAUGAGUUCUACUGCUGCAGAGAGGAUUCUCAAGAAAGGCAGACUUCUUGUGAUGUUGUGUUGUGAAUUGAAAGAAACUAAAUUGUCGAUGAAUGGAUGUCAGAAGAACUGACAGUUUUUCUCCAAUCUGAAACCAGUCAUACUUCCAACUUGUCAAUUACAAACGCUUGGUCAGUACCCGUCGGCGUCUGAUACUGAUGUACCAGGCUUCCAACUAACUCCAAUGUAAACCCACCUGCGUCAUUAUUAGCCACUCAGUGCAACUAGCAUUGUACAGAGCAGGAUAGUCUACAGAGGUUAAGGGGCAGGGGUGGUGGAUAGGCUAAACAAACACAGGGCUUUCGUACAGGAGACCGCUACAUGUUGUUAGUCACAUGUGGCGCUGGUCACAAGACUCGUUUGGUGCAAAAGUAGUAGCCUCAAAGUAAAAAGCACUCCUUAAUCAGAAUGGCCCAUUUCAGAAUAAUGUGCAUUAUGGAUUAUAAUUAAUGUGUACAGCACUGUUUUGUUGAAGCCAGUAAAGUGGGAGCGAAUUUAACUAUAUUAUACACUUUAUCUACCGAGGGAGCUUGUAUAUUUGUUUGUCUCAAUCUACAAAGUAAUUAUCAAAUGAAUGUAGUGAAGUAAAAAGUAGCCUAAAAUUAAAAUAUUCAAGAAAGUACAAAUCUGUACAAAAAUCAAAGUGUAAAAACAACACUGUACAGCAGGGG